Molecule: messenger RNA, 2647 nt
Organism: Benincasa hispida (wax gourd)
Lineage: Eukaryota; Viridiplantae; Streptophyta; Magnoliopsida; Cucurbitales; Cucurbitaceae
Product: Pentatricopeptide repeat (PPR) superfamily protein
Biological process (GO): RNA modification
Molecular function (GO): RNA binding; protein binding; zinc ion binding
Source: RefSeq, a predicted model, not a curated record
UUUUUUUCAUUUAAAUUUUGCCACAUUGUUAUUAGGUCCGACUGCACAAAAGGCUUCCAACCGAAUUUUUUUCAACAAAAAGAAAAAAAUUGUAAGAAUUAUGUUAGGUAAAAAAAAAAAAAUGAAUUCAUCAUAAUUUAGUCCUACGUACUAAUAAAACGCACUGUCUAGCGGCGUAUCGAAGUCGCCGGAGUAAUCGUCGAACGUCCGCCUCCUCCGCUGCGAGCUUUGUAAUGAUCGGUCUCUCCCGCAACCUCUCCACAGUCGCCAAGCAUAGCUAUAUUCGGAGCCUCCAAACACCAGCGACGCCUAAUUUCAUUCCCUUUUCUCAGUUACAACAGCAGCGGAAGCUUUUAGAAUGGCGACUCAUAAGUAUUCUUCACGACUGCACGGUCUUUUCUCAAAUCAAGCAAGUUCAUGGCCAUAUCGUCAGCAACGGAUUGAGCCAAUGCUCUUACGUCCUCGCCAAACUUAUCCGCAUGCUCACGAGGAUAGAUGUCCCGAUGGAUUCCUAUCCAUGUCUGGUUUUUGGACAGGUUAAUUACCCCAACCCCUUUCUUUGGACUGCCAUGAUUCGUGGGUAUGCGCUUCAAGGACCCUUGUCUGAAUCUAUUAACAUGUAUACUAGAAUGAGGAGGGAUGGCGUCAGUCCUGUUUCGUUUACGUUUUCGGCGCUUUUCAAGGCUUGUGGGGCUGCUCUUAAUCUGGAUUUGGGUAAACAGGUGCAUGCCCAGACGAUUUUGAUUGGGGGAUUUGCUUCUGAUUUGUAUGUUGGAAAUACGAUGCUUGAUAUGUAUGUGAAAUGCGGGUUAUUGGGGUGUGGGCGGAAGGUGUUUGAUGAAAUGUCCGAGAGAGAUGUGAUUUCUUGGACUCAGUUGAUUGUUGCGUAUGCGAAGUUUGGGGAUAUGGAAUCUGCUAGUGACCUAUUUGAUGGAUUUCCUUUGAAGGAUAUGGUGGCAUGGACCGCAAUGGUCACUGGUUAUGCCCAAAAUGCUAAACCAAAAGAGGCAUUGGAGUAUUUUCAGAAAAUGCAGGAUGUAGGUAUGGAGACCGAUGAAGUUACAUUGGUUGGUGUCAUCUCGGCCUGUGCACAGUUGGGUGCAGUUAAAUAUGCUAACUGGAUUAGAGACAUUGCUGAAAGAUCAGGUUUUGGACCUUCUGAAAGUGUAGUUGUUGGAUCUGCUCUUAUUGAUAUGUACUCGAAAUGUGGCAGUCCUGAUGAGGCGUAUAAGGUUUUUGAAGGAAUGAAGGAAAGAAAUGUGUUCUCUUAUACUUCAAUGAUUGUGGGAUAUGCAAUGCACGGUCGUGGUCCUUCAGCAUUGCAGUUGUUCCAUGAGAUGUUAAAGACAGAAAUCAGGCCGAAUGAGGUUACUUUUAUUGGGGUGCUUUCAGCCUGCAGCCAUGCUGGUUUGGUUGAACAAGGUCGGCAGUUAUUCGCUAGGAUGGAGAAGUUUUUUUGUGUUGCUCCAUCACCUGAUCAUUAUGCAUGUAUGGUAGAUCUCCUUGGCCGAGCUGGAUGUUUGGACGAAGCGCUUGAGCUCAUUGAAACCAUGCCAAUGGAACCCCAUGCAGGUGUAUGGGGGGCACUGCUUGGAGCUUGCCGCAUCCAUGGGAAUCCUGGCAUUGCUCAGAUAGCUGCAAACCAACUAUUCGAGCUCGAACCAGAUGGUAUAGGGAACUACAUUCUGCUAUCAAACAUAUGUGCAUCAGCUGGAAGGUGGGAAGAAGUGUCGAAAUUGAGGAAAGUGAUUAGAGAAAAAGGCUCAAAGAAGACUCCUGGCUGCAGCUGGUUUGAAGGAAAGAAGGGGGAAAUUGACGAGUUCUUUGCUGGUGAUACAACCCAUCCACGAUCAAGUGAGAUUACACAAGCCUUGAAGCAACUUCUUAAAAGAUUAAGAGCCCAUGGAUACAAACCAAACUUGAGCUCUGUGCCUUAUGAUUUGAGUGAUGAUGAAAAGGAACGAAUACUGAUGGGUCAUAGUGAAAAGCUUGCAUUGGCAUAUGCAUUGCUAUGUACUGAUGCUGGUGAUACCAUUAAGAUCAUGAAAAACCUUAGGAUAUGCGAGGAUUGCCACUAUGUGAUGUGUGCUGCAUCUGAGGUCACUGGAAGGGAGAUCAUUAUAAGGGAUAAUAUGAGAUUUCAUCACUUCCACAACGGGACUUGUUCUUGUGGUAACUUUUGGUGAUCCUGUUUUCUCAUUGACAGUCUCCUCAUUCUCAGCUGAUUUUCCUUGGUGGAAGAAAACCAUAGUAGAGGACCACUCUGCCUUAUGCACUGUUGUGAAGUAUGAACAACAAAUGAUGAAGAAACCAUGAUUCUGAAAUAACGAAAAUAGAAGCUCCGGCAAUCUAACGCCCAUCGUAGUGCAUUGUGAAUUAUAAUCUAACCGCUCCGGCAAUCUUUGAUUCAUGGCGGUCUGGAUAUUUUUUACUCAGUAACGGGACAUCCAAGAACGGACGAAAGGCUAAAGGCUUAAAAGUGGACCAUCCAGCUAUAUUUUAUUACGUUUCUUUGUGUUCCUUCAUGCUUUUAUUAACACAAAAUCUGUGUUUAGCAUUCUUGUUUUUGUUACACCAUGUAGAUCAGCCUAAUUUCAUUAAUAGGAAAGAAAUCAAUUUAGUUGAACGGGCCAAUUUAGCCUGCCAA